Molecule: messenger RNA, 2088 nt
Organism: Lutzomyia longipalpis
Lineage: Eukaryota; Metazoa; Arthropoda; Insecta; Diptera; Psychodidae
Gene: CycB3
Product: G2/mitotic-specific cyclin-B3
Exons: 5
Coding region: 275-1801 (508 amino acids)
Biological process (GO): mitotic cell cycle phase transition; regulation of cyclin-dependent protein serine/threonine kinase activity
Cellular component (GO): centrosome; cytoplasm; nucleus
Molecular function (GO): cyclin-dependent protein serine/threonine kinase regulator activity
Source: RefSeq, a predicted model, not a curated record
AAAUUGAAAUUUCUCUGUGACGCCAAAAUGCAAUUUUGUCAGUUUUGUGAUUAGUAGAAGAAAGCCAGCACCAGCAUUAGUUGUGAAUUUUUCUUGUUUCUUUCCCUGGGAUAUCUUUUCUGUGGUGCUCAGAAGUUUGUAAAUGCUGUGAUACUGAUUUUCUUUUUGAGAAAUUGCUGGAAAACGUAGUGAAAAUAUUUCUAGGGACUUCAUACCCGGGACAUUAACAAUAUCAUCGGACAACCUCAUAGGAUCCAGCAGUUUCUUCGGCAGCAUGGCCUCAAAGCAGGGAGUGCGAGUGACUAGAUCCAAGACCGGCAGCUCUAUCGUUGAUCAUAAUGUCAUCCAGACGCGAAAUAAGCGAAAGGCUGAUCCGAGUCCACUCAAGAAUGACAAAGUUAAAAGAUCAGCUCUUGGAAAUCUCACCAAUGCCACUGUGGAGCAAGCGACGGAGACUAAACUUGUUUCUAUGAUCCUGCCAGUGAAAAAAGCCAUCAAAUGCGCCGUCCAUGGAAAAAAGAAGACGGCCAAGCCGAAGGAAAACACCACGAAAAUCAAGACUGAAGCAUCGCAAUUUGUACCACUGCCAGAUAAAAAGUUAGUCGAGAAUACGGAUAUUCUUGAGAAUUUACCAUCAUUGACGCGCCCCAUGACAAGAGCCGCAGCUGCUCGGAAUGCGAUUGUGCACGAAGCUACGGCUGUGAAGCCAAAAGACCCAUUCGAGGCGGCAAAAGCCCCCAUAAGGCGGAUCUCUAAUGAAUUUGAAAAGACUGGCGAGAGUGUCUACAUGUCGGCUCUCGAUGAGACACCCAGUUCUACGCGGUGGUCCAUCAGUACGAAUCAAAGUGACACCAAGAGUCGUUCAAGUGUCACUAGCUGGGAUGAUGACGGGGGAAAGUUACGGCCACCAACUCCGGCAAAGGUGAUUCGAGAUCCUGUGCCUGACACAAUUGAUGAUUUUGACAAGGAGAACAUUCUGGAUCCCUUCCAAUUGUCCGAAUAUGCCCCGGACAUUUUUGAGUAUCUCAAGGAGCGAGAGAAGCUCUUUCCCAUUGAGCCCUACAUGGAUAGGCAACCGUCACUCUCGACGUGGAUGCGAGCGCUCCUGGUGGACUGGAUGGUAGAAGUGCAGGAGUCUUUUGAAUUGAAUCAUGAGACUCUCUAUCUUGCUGUCAAACUUGUGGAUAUGUACUUGUCGAAGGUUGUGGUGUCCAAAGAAAAGCUCCAACUCUUAGGUGCCACGGCAAUGCUGAUCUCAUGCAAGUUCGAUGAGCGCGUACCACCACUCAUUGAUGACUUCCUCUACGUUUGCGAUGGGGCGUACAACAGCCGGGAGCUCAUUGCCAUAGAAAGAGAUAUUUUCAAGACAAUCGGCUUCGAUUUAGGAAUACCACUCUCCUAUAGAUUCCUCCGACGAUAUGCUAGGUGCGCCAAGAUCGAGAUGCCUGUUUUAACGUUAGCACGUUACAUUUUGGAACUCUCUCUAAUGGACUACGAUACCAUUGUUCUUAGUGAUUCAAAAAUGGCAGCUGCCGCUCUUUAUAUCGCUCUAAAGAUGACUGGAACAAGGGAUUGGGAUGAAACUCUUGAAUAUUAUUCUGGCUACAAAGCCAGGGAUUUUAUGCGUAUAGCUGUUAUUCUCAAUAAUGGUCUUCACAAAAAAUUCAAGGAGCCCUUAUCAACGAUAAGAAAGAAAUACUCACACAAGAUCUUCCAUGAGGUAUCCAAGAAGCCACUGAUUAAGAGCAUUCAACUUUGUGGUGCCCACAUGACGCUUAAGGAAUUCAUGGACUGCACAUAAGGAGUCCCCAUGUGUGCGCCUUUUUGUCUCUAAUAUUUUGUUUUAGAACUCCUAUGGGAGAUUGCCCCACCUCAUAGCCAUAUUAAACAAGAACUUAAACUACGCCAAGGGACAUUAAUGCUCGUUUGUUUUUUAAUUUUGUAUGUUUGUAAUUUACAAUUUUUCUUUAAUGGAAAAUAAAUUAUAUCAAGUAGAUCGCUUGUGAAGAUAAAAAACGAGCAAGAAUUCUCUACAAAUUUGUCAUUUAAUUGCAUUCAUUAUUUAAUAAAAACCAAUUUUUUUCACAA